This is a messenger RNA of Ceutorhynchus assimilis (cabbage seed weevil), 2982 nucleotides long. The record is from the annotation of a GenBank genome assembly. Lineage: Eukaryota; Metazoa; Arthropoda; Insecta; Coleoptera; Curculionidae.
AUGGUGUCUAAAAGACAUCAUCGGCGUUUGGUUAAUAUGGAAGUGGAAAAAGAAUUAGCAAAAUCCAGAAGUUCAUUUUGUACCCGAAAAAUAGCACCAGAUGAUUCUUGUGGUGAACCAAUAAGUGAAGAACUGGAUGGCCUGUGCAAUCACAUUGAGAAUAAAACAUAUUUAGAUACAAGAAUCAAGGAAUCUACCACUGCAACUACUGCAACUAGUUAUCCCUGUAUUUAUCCCAACUAUUAUCUUUUGCCUGAGAGUGAGAGUAUUCAAGAAAACCAAAAUGAUGCUGAUACUGAAUUUGUGAAAUCUGUACGGGGCUGGUUUUUGAAGUACCGUGAACUUCUAAGCCAAAGUGCAAUGAACGAACUGCUUUUAAUUUUAAAACCCAAAUGUAAAACUUUACCUAGUGAUAGCAGAACAUUUUUAAGUACUCCACAAUCUUGUCAGUUUCCAAUAUCUGUUGUGUCCCCAGGAAAAUAUUGUCAUUUUGGAUUAAAAUAUAUGUUACAGAAUAUAUUAAAUACCAAAAAUCUGCUAGAGUUUUGCGAAGACGGAAAAACCCUUUCCUUAUCGCUCAGCAUUAAUAUUGACGGUUUACCACUGUCAAGGAGUUCAACAAGUCAGUUUUGGCCAAUUUUGAUAAGCAUUGAUAAUGAAAAUUUAGAAUGUCCCAAUCCAUUUCCAAUAGGAGUUUAUCAUGGUUUUAAAAAACCAGAGUCAGCUUUGAAGUACCUGCAGGAGUUUCAGAUCGAAUUCAAACAACUAGAAAACGGCUUUCGCUUCAAAAACAUCGAAGUGAAAGUACAAAUUUCAAAAAUAAUACGUGACGCACCAGCGAAGUCCUUUAUUUUAUGUGUGAAGGGUCAUACUGGUUAUUUUAGUUGUACAAAGUGUGUGCAAGAAGGUGAAUAUAUAAAUGGCAGAGUGACUUUUCCGGAUCUAUCAGCUGUCUUGCGUACAGAUGACGACUUUAAAAAUAAAACUUGUGAAGACUAUCACAGAGGAAAUAGUCCUUUUGAUGAACUAUCUGUGGGUUUAGUGUCUCAGGUGCCACUGGACUACAUGCACUUAGUAUGCCUAGGCGUUAUGAAACGUCUGAUUAUUUUUUGGGUUAAGGGAAAUAAAAGUGUCAGAUUACCUGAACUAAAACUUAAAACUGUUGACGAAAAUUUAAUCACUUUAAAAUCAAGUAUUCCAAAGGAGUUUUGUAGGUUGCCAAGAGGUUUGCAAGAAGUUGAUCAUUUUAAAGCAACCGAAUUCAGGCAAAUUUUACUAUAUACAGGACCAUUUGUUUUAAAAAAUAAUUUAUCUAAAAUUCAAUACUCACAUUUUAUGUGUUUGCAUGUUGCUAUCAGAAUUUUGUGUAGUGCAAAUUUGUAUAUUACAUAUAAUAAUUAUGCAUCUCAACUAUUGAAAUAUUUUAUUGAAAAAUUUGCAGUAAUUUAUGGUGCUGAGUAUGUAUCCCAUAAUGUGCAUGGACUUUUACAUCUACCUUCGGACUGCAUUAAACAUGGAGUCCUUGAUAAUUUUAGUUCAUUUCGAUUUGAAAACUAUUUAUAUAUCUUGAAAAAAAUUAUGAAAACAUCUAAGCAUCCCCUGCAGCAACUGUGCAAUCGCUUGAAAGAAAAAGAAUUAAAUUUAAUACCAUUCAGAACAAAUGCACAAAAUGUUAAUUCAUACUAUGAAAGUCCAUGCUCUUCCACAAUUUUUAAUAUAAGCAUAGUAACAAACAUCUCAAGGAAAAGUCAAAAUUAUAAAAUAUGUGAGAUCAAAGGAAAAUGUUUUCAUUUCCAAACUGUGGAUGGUAUUGAAUGGUCUAUUGUUAAAUUUCUUUGUGAUGACAAAAUAUCACAUGUUCCAUCAACAUGGCUGUCCAUCCACAAUCUGAAGGAAAACAACAUUGCUCUUUGCUUCUGGCCUAGAAAAAAUGCAGGCAAAAAAAUUAUUGGUCGAUCGAUUCCUGAUUCUGAAAGUUGGGACAAACUGGAAGUGGUUAUUCUAAAACAAACUGAUUCAUAUUCAGAAGCAAGAGAAUACAUAAGACUAAUGUCUGAAGGAGAAAGUGCACCAGAAACAAAUAAGCCCUUGGGAAAGGGCCAUAGGAAAGCCAAAAAACGUCCUUUUUUAUUUAAUGACUCUGAUGAUAGUGAGAGUGAUGUAACAGGGGUAAUUACACCGCCUCCAACUAUAGAGUCCCCAAAAAUUAGAAAAGUGAAUAAUUCUGAACCAAACAAUAACAGUACCAAUAAGAAAAUAGAGUCGUUCUCAUCUCAAAAAGCAAAUAAAUCAUUUGAUUCCCAAACAAGUACAACAAUCAUUCGCACAGUUUCAACUGAAAUGGUAUCAAAUGUUAUUACUUCAUUAACCUCAGUGAGUGCCAUCAACAAGGAAAACAAUAAUAAUCAUAGCUUGGUUCCAUCAGCUGCCCCGUCACAUUGUAGUUGCAACUGCCAAGAAUCUCCAUUAAUUAAAUCAAUUUUAAGCAAUACUGUUGCAAUUAGAACAAUGUUGGAGAGGCUAACUUCAGAUGAAACAAUGAGAAAAAAUGAUGACAUAAUUACCGAUUUUGACUUGGUACCUAAGAAACCAUUCUCAAAGUUCAAAAAGUUGAAAGAGUUUGAUGAAAAACUAAAGACUGACAAAAGUGUAGAACGCCAGAAUGAAACUGCUCUGUUCUUGCUUGGAGGGUCAAGUUACAAAGAAUUAAUAAGAAGAGGCCUAAAAAAAAUAUUCACGGACAAAUUGGCUACAAAAUGUAGCUGGACAGGCCGUAAAAAUAAUUUUCCUCUUCAUAAUUUGAAAAUACUGGAUGUUCUUAAAAUAGCUACAAGAAAAAAAUUUGGUAGUACUACGGAUGCCGAAUUUCAAGCAGAAGUGGGUUUGUGGUUCAGGCAAGGAAAGCUGAGAUUUGAAAGAUCGCUAGCAGCAGUAAACAAAGAAAACCAAAACCGGGCUGCCACUGUGGAAGGAAUGGAAUAA